This is a messenger RNA of Linum tenue, 735 nucleotides long. NCBI's taxonomy places the organism in Eukaryota, Viridiplantae, Streptophyta, Magnoliopsida, Malpighiales, Linaceae. The record is from the annotation of a GenBank genome assembly.
CCCAAAUCGCCGCCUCUGAUUCUCGUCAAUCUCGUUCCUCUCUCCCUUCAUUGCCCAGAAAAACGAAAGCCAUCGCCGAUUCUCUCCUCUUCUUCUUGAGCGAACGACGAAACCACACACACAAAAAAAAAAAAAAAAGACAUUCGCCUUCACCCUCUCAGGAUGAAGGUAAAAUCGACAUGCAUGGCUUAUUUAUGCAUUUUAUUAGUUUAAAUUGAAUUUGACUUCUGGGUUUUGGCUUCGCCUGUGGGAAGAAGGAAAUGCGGAGGAGCCGCUGGCGAUCGAGGGAAGGUUAUGUCGUCGAUGACGACUAGAUCUGGGCGAGAUUAAGCUUUGAGUGUGUGUUUUUAUUUUGGUUUUUCUGAUUUGAAAUUGGGGUUUUGAUAUUCUGCUUCUGGAUUUUGAUUUGUGCGAGGGGAAAAUAGUUUGGGAUCGGGCCGCCGACGUCGUCGUCGUAAUUACGGCUACAGGCGAGGUAAACAGACGCGAUACUAUGCUAAACCUACUUUCUUUUUUGUUUAUUUUUAAAUAUUACGACCCUUUUUUUAUUUUUAUUUUCAUUUUUGUCUUUCGUCGGUGGCGAGACUCUGCCAGCGCCAACCUUUCGACUUUAAAAGCAAAGAUUUUGGGAAAGGCAGAGACUUAGGUUAGAAGAGGGAGCUGCAACUGAAAUUAUCGAUAACGAUAAUAACACGUGCUUAAAUAUGAAUGAUCAUAUAAGCAUCAGCAGUGUAC